Messenger RNA from Gadus chalcogrammus (walleye pollock), 3595 nucleotides. RefSeq names its product protein kinase, AMP-activated, beta 2 non-catalytic subunit (gene prkab2). The transcript is spliced from 8 exons. Gene Ontology annotation, cellular component: nucleotide-activated protein kinase complex; cytoplasm; nucleus. Gene Ontology annotation, molecular function: protein kinase binding. Gene Ontology annotation, biological process: signal transduction. Lineage: Eukaryota; Metazoa; Chordata; Actinopteri; Gadiformes; Gadidae. Bases 162 to 971 code for a protein of 269 amino acids. The record is from RefSeq and is a predicted model, not a curated record.
UGUCAAUGGUUCGUGCAUGUUUGGGUCUACCGCGUUGCUAUCCCGCGUGAGGUUUGUGCUAGCGAGACACCGUAGCUGGGGAUUCCUGCCGAACUUAAUGUAGAGGUUGGCCUUCAGAUAAAAACAAACUUCAAAACUGAUUACAAUUGAAGUUGGUUGGCAUGGGUAACACAAGUGACAGGGUGUCCGCUGACCGCCAUGGCGCCAAGGCUCAUCGUUCCGACAGUGGCAGCAGCCACAAAGAUCAGGAACACAGCAACAAGCUGGUGGACAGCACAGAUGAUCCCAACAUCUUCAAUACUCAUGGAUCAGAGUCAAAGGUGUCUGGGGAGAAGGAGUUCACCGCCCCAGAUCUAGAGGACCUGGUCAAGACGGGGCCUCAGGCCAGGCCUACGGUCAUCCGCUGGGCUGGGGGAGGCAAGGAUGUCUUCAUCGCCGGCUCCUUCAACAACUGGGGAACCAAAAUCCCCCUCAACAAAAGCCACAAUGACUUUGUAGCCAUCUUGGACUUGCCAGAAGGAGAGCACCAGUACAAGUUCUUUGUGGAUGGACAGUGGGUUCAUGACCCUUCAGAGACUGUGGUCACCAGCCAGCUGGGCACCAUCAACAACCUGAUCCAGGUGAGGAAGUCCGACUUCGAGGUGUUCGACGCCCUCCAGGUGGACUCCCUGGACAGCUCCGACACUACGGAUCUAUCCAGCUCCCCGCCAGGACCUUACGGACAGGAGCACUACGUCUUCAAACCCGAGGAGCGCUUCAAGGCCCCGCCCAUCCUACCCCCUCACCUCCUCCAAGUCAUACUCAACAAGGACACCAACAUAUCUUGUGACCCCGCACUGCUACCAGAACCAAACCACGUCAUGCUGAAUCACCUUUACGCCCUGUCAAUAAAGGAUGGGGUUAUGGUGCUAAGUGCCACUCACAGAUACAAGAAGAAGUAUGUGACCUCACUGCUGUACAAGCCCAUCUAAAACCUCAACCGCUUUGGCUUUUAGAUAGCAGAGAGCUGCAUGUGUGGAAUCCACUGAAUUAUUUAAUCAUCGCAUUUAGCCAAGUAUUGCACUGAAGCAACAGUUUACGGGUAAGCUUAAAGCCAGUCAGUGAGCAGACAGUGUCAGAAGUGGCACAUUGUUCUCCUCUGAGGGCUUUGAGCAGAAAAUAGCAUUGGCCAAAACAUGGAUCCAUAGAGUGUGGUCAGUGGAGCAAUUGGCAAUGCAGAGCCCGCUCUUCACUCAUGGGUGGAUAGAAGGUACAAUGAGGAUUGAUUCACAGUCUACAGUUAACUGGUAUUAAGGGACAUGGCGAACCACCGUGUGUAUUUGUGUGUUUUGGUCACAUUGGAGAGGGGGGGGGGGGGGGGGGGGUGCAUGCUCUUGUGGACAAAGACAGUUUAGAUGAAAGAGUGUGAUUAAGAGAAUGUUCUAUGUUCUAUGCAUAGAAACAGACAGCUUUAUUGAUUGUGUUUUUGAGAUUAAGUUUAUAUAAUAGAGGAGUGUCCUUCAUAUUCAGACCCGACACACUGCAGCCGAUACUUGAAGGAAGUGAUGUUUGUCAACAGGAAGCACGGCGAUAAUGGGUUCAUAGGCAACAGAAUGUGGUUUGAAUGGUGUAAUCAGAUCCUAAAGCUCACAUUGAAACAGCAAGUGUAACCAUGGCUAAAGUCUGUUCAUUUCCAUUAGCAGAGUACCAUAGAAAGGGAGGGUUAAUAGUUAGGCCAGCAAACUAACGACAGAGGCUGGAGGCUGCCCGAUCAAGUGCAAUAGAACUGGACGUGGGGAGUCAGAGUAUUCCCUUUUCCUUUUUAGUUUUUUAAUCAGACUGGUGUUAGUGGAAUCUAGGUCCCAGGCACCACACUGGUUUAGUUCAGCUGUUGCCUUCAUCGUUUCCUAAUGCUGCCAGCACUUUAAUCAUCCCCUGCGCAGGAUCACUGACUCAACCGUUCAACUCUGCAGCAUUACAAGUCUUGUACUGUAGUGGUUGGAAGGACUGCAGUCCAGUCUUCUGUUUUUGUUUUUCAAAAAUAGAGAUGUUAAGAUUGCAGUGCUUUGUGUGCUUUAUCUGUGUUUAAAAAGAUUGUCCAUAAGGAUGUACUGUAUUUGACUACUGUAGUGUUGGCAUGUAUAUUUAUAUCAAGUGGCUUGAGCAUGCAAACGGUUCCUGUUGCUAUAGCUAUUUUGCAUGUGUUGAUUGAUAUCAAUGUUAUUUUCUCACAACCAACAUUGAUGUUUUCUUUCUGAGUAGUCGUGUAAAACUAAAGGCAAUCAUGCCAAGUUUUGCUACGGCUGUCACUGUUGAGAUGGAUAUAUUUUUCAUUAUUUGGCACUGUUAAGGAUGGAAAAGACAAUGCAUGUUUGUGAUUGAUCUGAAAUGUCUCCCUUUUUUUUUUAUCUGCACAAUGUUUCAAUUUUGUCGAUUGUAGUGCCAUAAUCAUCGGUUUGGAGGAAUUUCUGGUAGGGUCCUAAUUAUGAUGUUGGUGAAAAUAACACACAACACAUAUGUUUCGAAAUGACUAGGACAUCACUUUAAGAUUGCCUUCAAGUGUUGAUUAGUUGGUUGCUCAGAAUGAAAUAAUUUAAAGUGUGGGGAGGGGAUAUUGUGAAGCUUGAACCAAAACUAGAAUUUUCAAACCGUUGUCUUUAUAGAAAAUGCAAAUAACUUGUUUUCAAUUUUAGGGCACUGGUUUUUACUUGUUUUCGAAUAAAUGAAACUAACUUAUUAACUUUGUGUUAAAGAGAUCAUAUUGUCUGAACCCAAAUUAUCUUUGAGUUACUUGAAAUGUACUAAAGUUACUGUUAGCAUAAUUCUAAAUGUUCAAUAUCCUUUGGUAUGUAUAACAAUGCAGAAAGUCUCUUCACUCUCUGUUGACAAACUGACAACGUGCGUGUACUUCUGUAUUUGGUGCAGGGUAACGCAAGAACACGCCUUUCACUUUUGUUUUAUUUAUUUCUUCAGAAAACCUUUCAUGAUGCGUAAACACAACACACUGUUACUGUCAUCAGAGACCGACCCAAAGUCCUGUCUCGGCAAUUCUAGUUCUCUUUCUUUCUACAAAAACAAAGCUGCUUUCCAAUCACAUCAGUCAAAAGUACUAUAUACAAACAGAACUAUCAAUACACUGUUUCUUACGCCGUUACGUUUCCCUCUAAACAAACUAUCAAAAAGGCAUUGUUUACGCUCUAAAAAGGUGGAGACCGAAUCUUUAAAAACACUGGUCGAAACAUGAAUCGAUAGAUUCUUUGAAUCUCUUAAUGGUUUUACCUUCCACCAAAUAACAAUUUACAUUUUAUGUUUAAAUAUUUGGUAAUUUACUCAUAUCCUUUUCUAUAAGUAGGGUUAGGGUAAACUGACGGAGCACAGACAAGACCUAUUUUUGCAGAGUUUUAUGUCUAAGAUAAACACAAAGCUCUAGUUCAAGGCCAUUUCCUACAUUCGCAUCUUGUGCAAACGAGACUCAAGCUAAAGGCAAGCGAAGCAACACUGCCCUCUUGUUAUGUUUCCACUAAUACUGUGAUCAAGGGGCAUUACAUCAAGGCAUGGAUCGUGAUCGCAUGUGAUACAGCCUAUGUGAGGAUUUAUUUUAAAAAGCCACAAUUCU